Molecule: messenger RNA, 711 nt
Organism: Puccinia triticina
Lineage: Eukaryota; Fungi; Basidiomycota; Pucciniomycetes; Pucciniales; Pucciniaceae
Exons: 2
Coding region: 1-711 (236 amino acids)
Source: RefSeq, a predicted model, not a curated record
AUGAAAAACUUCAUACUGCUCCCUUGGCUAUUCGAUAUCGUUCUCACUCAGCUGAGCGAUGUCGCGCCACUCCAGCGAAUCCACGGCAAAAGUGGCGCAGCGGGUGUGACGCGCUCUGAUCAGGUUCAAGCACCGGGGCCUCAGGCAGGGCAAUGUCGUAAUCCUUGCACUUCGCAAUCCCACCCGAAUUCAGCUGCUUACGUCUGCGGUGAUCCACGCUUGGGGCCGGCUCAACUACCUACCCACGCACCUCUGAAUUCAGUCACGGCCUCCUACGAUCGCUUUGGUGGUGUCUGUCCGGAGACAUUCCUAAAAAGGUGGACGGCACAUGGCUCUUACGAGUUUCCCCCAAAUGAUGGGUUUCUCGCGAACAUCCACAACGUGGCAAUAUUCGGAAACGUUUCGCUCGAAGUUGGAAGGAAAAUUGAUCGAUUUGGUUCGGAAUUCGGAACAAUCGCUCACCCGGCUCGGGCCCCCUACGCCGAACGUUCUUUACCACCUUCCAACUUGAAUACGCCUGCAGACCAGAACGGUAAAGCCGGAAAACAUCCUUUCAAUUACCACCUUUAUGAGGUGAAAAAAAGAAUUCCGGUUCUAGCUGGACCUAUCGCUCCAUGGUUUGGACAACCUGGUAUGGGAACUCAGUUUAAAUUUUCGCAGAAUAUAAUAGAUUAUGUGAACCAGGGCUAUUUGAAAAGAAUACAGCCGUAG